GUAAAACUGUUGUUAUCGCAGUAAAGUGGUAUUAUUCGCCUGAAUUAAAUGAGUGGGAUUCUGAUAGGAUUUACUUUUUGGUGAAUACCAAUUGGAAUUUAGCUUCAUUUCAGGGAGUACAUUACACUGUCAGUCGAAAUUGAACCUUAAUUGUACCGCAUGUGCUGCUUCAGCUGAGUGUGGGCCGUGCUUGUCGCGGUCAAUCGGUGCCGGAUUUGUUCCUCGUGUUGUGAUGGCUCUCGGAAGUGAAGUGAAUGAUGAGAAUUCUACAAAAAAUACUUCCCAAAAAGUGAAAAACGGUUCGGCUAGCCACAAUGUGAAGGACAAGAGUGGUAGCGAGAAUGUUAUCAAAGCCGACAAGGUGGAGGUCACAAAGAUGAAAAAGAACAUAUCGGUUAAGACGGCAGGCAGCAACGGGCACGCGCGCACGCCCAACGGCCGCGCCGACGACGAGGGCGGUGGUAGCGCGCGCGUGUCCUACGCGGCCGCCGCGCGCAAGCCACCCUCCCCCGGUACCAACUUGGCACCGUUCCCUAUGCCCACAGAAACCACACAAAAAUCAAAAAUCAAUAACGAAAAGACACAAACGAAUUCCAGUAAAUCCAAUUCAAAGCUGAACGGGGUAGAACGGAUACCUAGCGACAGUGAUGUUAAAGAAGAUAAGUCACACACCAAAGAGCAAAUUGUAAAUGGAACAAAUCAAUCGCACGAGACCAUUGUUAAUGGCGAUGCUAAAAAAGAAAAUUCAGAUUGUGAUAUUAGUAGUAGUAGUGAUAAUGCUAAAGUAGUUUCUAAUGGAAUUAAUAGUGAUUCAGACGAUUCGAAGUCCAGCAAGUCUGACGAGGGUCAUGAUGUCGUAUUACCGAAGGUUUGUCCGAAGAAAAACUCUGAAAGUAGGGUAUCUGAUAAGAAAAAAGAGAGCAAAAAGACUAAGGCGGCAGCUGACAAUAGUGAGUCUGAAAAGAAAGUGACUGUUAUCGUAACGGAUAAGAAAGAAGAAGAUUCAAAGGCAGAGGAUGCAACAGAAAAAGUUAACGGUGAAUGUAAUAAAGUCGUUAAUGGAGAUAAAGAUAGGGAGUCGACGCCCAGUGAAGAUGGUGAUGACAAAAAGAGAGAUGCUGAGGUGGUUUUCAUUCAAGACAUGGGAUUCACUGUUAAAAUUGUUAGCCCUGGAGCGGAACCAUUAGAUAUUCAGGUAUUGAGUAUGGAGCUCGUGCAAGAAAUCCAUCAGGUUUUGAUGGAUCGCGAAGACACCUGUCACAGAACCUGUUUCUCUCUGCAACUCGACGGCGUCACCCUGGAUAACUUCGCGGAAUUGAAGAAUAUUGAGGGAUUAAAGGAAGGAUCUGUUAUCAAAGUGGUAGAAGAGCCGUACACGAUGCGGGAGGCUCGCAUCCACGUGCGUCACGUGCGCGACCUGCUCAAGUCGAUAGACUACACCGAUGCCUACGCCGGCCAAGAGUGCAGCUCGCUUGCCUUCCUCAAUGUUAUCACCCAGGGCGACAUUCUAGAAAAGAAGAAAUCUCGCCCAGAGAGCGUGGACUGCACGCCGCCCGACUACAUAAUGCCUGGCAGUACAGAGCGGCCAUUGUUGCCCUUGCAUCCGGGGCUGACCAAGGAAAACAAAGCUCCCCAAUGUUUGAAGGUGCUGACGACUUCUGGUUGGAACCCGCCGCCGGGCCCGCGCAAGAUGUGCGGCGACCUGCUGUACCUGCACGUCGUCACUCUAGAGGACCGCCACUUCCAUAUCACGGCGUGCCCUCGCGGAUUCUACCUCAAUCAGUCCACCGAGGAAGUGUUCAACCCCCGCCCCUGCACCCCGUCCCUGCUGUGCCACUCCCUCAUCGAGCUGCUGAGCAUCGUGUCGCCCGCUUUCAAGCGCAACUUCGCUCUGGUCCAGAAGAAACGCAUGCAGAAACACCCCUUCGAGAGGGUCGCGACACCCUACCAGGUGUAUCAAUGGGCGUCGCCUAUGCUCGACCACACAGUGGACGCGAUACGCGCAGAAGACACAUUUUCGUCAAAGCUCGGCUAUGAGGAACACAUCCCGGGGCAGACGCGCGACUGGAACGAGGAGCUGCAGACCACUCGCGAGCUGCCGCGCGCCACGCUGCCCGAGCGGCUACUCCGAGAGAGGGCUAUCUUUAAGGUUCACAGCGACUUCGUGGCGGCGGCGACGCGCGGCGCCAUGGCGGUCGUGGACGGAAACGUGAUGGCCAUCAACCCCGGCGAGGAACCCAAAAUGCAGAUGUUCAUUUGGAACAACAUCUUCUUUUCGCUCGGCUUCGAUGUGCGCGACCACUACAAGGACUUGGGGGGAGAUGCGGCCGCCUUCGUCGCGCCGCGCAACGACCUCCAAGGGGUCCGCGUGUACAGCGCCGUGGACACCCCCGGGCUGCACACGCUCGGCACGGUCGUGGUGGACUACCGCGGCUACCGCGUCACCGCGCAGUCCAUCAUCCCGGGCAUCCUCGAGAAGGAGCAGGAGCAGAGCGUCGUUUACGGCAGCAUCGACUUCGGCACCACCGUGCUCUCGCACCCCAAGUAUAUGGAGCUGCUCAGCAAAGCCGGCCAACAGCUGAAGAUAAUGCCGCACUCCGUAACCAGCGCCAACGGCGAGACCGUCGAACUGUGCUCGAGCGUCGAGUGCAAGGGCAUUAUUGGCAACGACGGCCGCCACUACAUCCUCGACCUGCUGCGCACCUUCCCGCCCGACGUCAACUUCUUACAGCUUGAAGACGACGAGCUAAGAGAAGACAUCAAAGCUAUGGGCUUCCCUAUUAUCCACAAGCACAAGUUGUGUUGCCUUAGGCAGGAAUUAGUUGAUAGUUUCGUUGAGGCCCGUUACUUCAUGUUCAUCCGCUACGCAGCGUUCCACCUCCAGCAGCUCAGCGCCAAGCGCCAGCGCGACUCCGGCGACGCAAAACCCAUCGAAACCAGCAAAGAGCCAGAUGUCAAAGAGCCGCCCAAGGAAACCAAAGAGCCGGAGACUAAACGCGACAAGAAGAGCCAGGAGAAAGAAGCCAAAGAUAAGAAGGAUAAAAAAGAGAAGGAAAGUGCCAAAAAAGAGGAGGUUAAGGUUGAGAAAGACAGUGAAAAACCCAAGGAGGAUGAUUUAUUGUUGAAUGAGAACUAUUCGGAUAUAGAUACCGAUGUCGCUAAGAAGAUUGUAGAAAGCAUCACAGAUUCUAUCUGCGGCGACAAGGAUAAGGAAGAGAGUGAUACAGGCGGACGCUCCCGUGCGGUAGUGGCGGCAGCAGCUCGCGCCGUGUCUUCCCUCAAGGAGUCGGAGUUCGACGUGCGCUUCAACCCGGACGUGUACUCGGCCGGCAUCCGCCACGCCGCGCCGCCCGGCUCGCUGGCGCGCCAGCGCCACCUCGUCAAGGAGGCCGCCGCAUUCCUGCUCACUACACAGAUACCCGCCUUUGUUCGCGAAUGCCUGGAGCAGCAGGCGGCGCCCAUGGACGGCGCGGGGCUGGCGGAGGCGCUGCACGCGCGCGGCAUCAACGUGCGCUACCUGGGCCGCGUGGCCGCCGCGCUCAAGCCCGUCGCCUCGCUGCACUACCUGCACGCCAUCGCCGUCGGCGAGCUAGUGCUGCGCGCCGCCAAGCAUCUCUACACUGCCUACCUGCAGGGUUGCGAGCCGAUGUGCAUCGGGUCGGGCGUGGCGCACUUCCUGAACUGCCUGCUGGGCGCAUGCGCGGCGCCGAGCGUGCUGGGCGCGGACACGCCGGCGCCGGCGCGGGGGCGGGGCCGGGGCCGGCGCACCCGCCGCGCGGGCGCGCAGCCCGCCAGCCCGCUGCCCGAGUGGCAGAGCCUCACGCCCAAGGCGCUGUUCGCGCAGAUCAAGCAGGAGCUCAAGGCGUAUUGGGGCUAUGAAUUGGCUGCGGAUAACAUGGACAAUGUUAUUGAAAAACACGGCCUCCAAAAAAUAUCACUUCUCAGGUCUUUCGCGUUGAAAGUCGGACUCCAAAUUAUGCUGCGGGAAUAUGACUUCGACAGCAAGAAUAAGGCCACAUUCACCAGCGCGGACAUUAUGAAUAUCUUCCCCGUUGUCAAACAUAUCAAUCCUAGGGCAUCGGAUGCCUACAAUUUCUACACAACGGGCCAAAACAAAAUCCAAGCGGGCUCCGUAUCUGAGGGUCACGAAUUGAUCGCGGAAGCUCUCAAUCUGCUCAACAACGUGUACGGAGCUAUGCACGGCGAGAUCGCGCAGUGCCUGAGGAUGGUCGCGCGACUGUGCUAUGUGACGGGUGAACAUAGGGACGCGAUGGCGUACCAGCAGAAGGCCGUACUCAUGUCCGAGAGGGUCAACGGCAUCGACCAUCCUUACACUAUUACUGAAUAUUCGCACCUGGCGCUGUACUGCUUCGCCAACGGGCAAGUGAGCACGGCGCUCAAGCUGCUGUACCGCGCGCGCUACCUCGCGCUGCUCGUCUGCGGCGAGAACCACCCAGAGAUGGCGCUGCUCGAUAGCAACAUCGCGCUAAUACUGCACGCGGUCGGCGAAUACGAGUUGUCCCUCCGCUUCGUGGAGCGCGCGCUAAGCGUGACGAGCGCGGUGCACGGCGCGCGCUCGCUCAAGGCGGCCGUGGCGCGCCAUCUGCUCGCGCGCACGCUGUCUUGUCUCGGCGACUUCCGUGCCGCCCUAACGCAUGAAAAGGAGACCUACUCCAUAUACAAGCAGCUGCUGGGCGAGAAGCACGAGAAGACGCGCGAGUCGUCCGAGUGCCUGCGGCACCUGACGACGCAGGCGGUGGUGCUGCAGAAGCGGCUCGCGGAGGCCUACGCGCGCGCGCCGCACCAGCCGCCGCAGCACCCGCCGCUGCACAUCCAGCCGCCCGGCAUGGCCUCCGUCAUCGACAUGCUCAACCUCAUCAACGGCAUACUCUUCGUGCAGAUCAGCCCUCAAGAUAUUGAGCAGUUCAAAGCAGAAAUAGAAAAAAGACAACUAAAAGACUUACCGAUCCCGGGCCUGGCUGAACUGAGCACCGGCAAAGAGAAAGUCGAGAAGACGGAGCUGAACGCGGGCGGAGACGCGUCCACAGAGAGUUGAAACCGCCGGCCGUAAUCCACUCCCGCUUUACAUCCACGGCCGAUUAUCCAUACAGGCAAUGAAGGCAGGCCUAUUUAGGGGCUGAUUAGGUUCUAUAGACUACCGAGUUUACUGGAUUGUUACCGUUAUAACGUUAACAGUUUACAAUCUACGCCGC
Cydia amplana is the source of this 5213-nucleotide messenger RNA. RefSeq names its product clustered mitochondria protein homolog (gene clu). NCBI's taxonomy places the organism in Eukaryota, Metazoa, Arthropoda, Insecta, Lepidoptera, Tortricidae. Gene Ontology annotation, biological process: intracellular distribution of mitochondria. Gene Ontology annotation, molecular function: mRNA binding; protein binding. The transcript is spliced from 25 exons. Bases 233 to 5056 code for a protein of 1607 amino acids. Gene Ontology annotation, cellular component: cytoplasm. The record is from RefSeq and is a predicted model, not a curated record.